UCAUAAUAUUUUUUAUUAGUUUUGUCAAGAAGAAAUGAAUGAAAGUAGACGUGCUCUCUUUUCUAAAUUAAUAUAAAUUUUAAUUCAAGUGUACAUAAAUUAUGAAAUAAAUCAAAAAGAUUAAUUAUAAACCAUGCGAGCGAUAGUGUUUAUUCUAUUCACCCUUAUUUAUUGUGCGUCGGCAUGGGAUGAUGAUGAUUUUGAAGUGUUCGACGUGGUGGAAGAAGUCAAUCAGAAUUUUUACGAAUUAUUAGGUGUAAAGCAGGAUGCCGCUCCCUCUGAAAUUAAAUCAGCAUUUAAGAAGCUUACACUGAAAUUACAUCCUGACAAGAAUGAUGCUCCAGAUGCAGAUGUGCAAUUCAGAAAUCUAGUCUCCGUUCACAACAUUCUCAAGGACCCUGGGAAAAGAGAGAAAUAUAAUGAGGUGCUCAAGAAUGGUCUUCCUAACUGGCGUUCAGCGGUAUACUACUACCGCCACGUCCGCAAGAUGGGGCUGGCUGAGGGGUCCCUAAUCCUGUUUAUCAUCAUCAGCUUCGGACAGUACGCAGUCGGCUGGGCAGCUUAUGCUGAAAAGAGGUUUACAGCUGAACAAAUUAUAAGCAGCAGGGGGAAAAAAUCAUCAAAACGAUCUGGUUUUGACACCGGCUUAGCUGAAAUACUGGAGCAGCUUCCCAAGCCAAGCGUGAAGGACACCUUGCCGUUCCAAAUACCAAGGUUGCUGUGGUGGUCAUUGACCGCCAUACCUCGGGGUGUGGCCGAGUUCAAGCGAAGGAUGAAAGAGAAAGAAGAGGAAGCUAGGAGGCAGAAAAAGAGGGAAGAGGAAGAGCGCGAGAGGGCCGAACGCGAAGCGGCCGUAGCAGCGCUCCCGAAGACGGUGCGGCGGAGACGCUGGGCGCCCCCCGAGCGGGACGGCUGCGUGCUCGACCCCGCCGACGAGCCGCUCGCACCCGCCGCCCAGCCUGUCGCCGCGUCCCCACCAGUGAUAUCAGGCGGACUAUGGACCGAUGACGACCUAGCGGAGUUGGUGCGCCUCGUGAAGAAGUACCCGGGGGGCGCCAGUUCUCGAUGGGAACGGAUAGCGGAGGCCAUGGGCCGCCCUGUGCCGGAGGUGACGCAUAUGGCCGCUAAACUGAAGGACAAUUGUUACAAACUCCCAGGACAAGAAGCCAAUGAGUCUCCGGCUGUUGAGCCUGUUAAAAAGGUAAAAACGCGCAAGACAGAAGAAGUAUCAGGCGGCAAUUGGUCUCAGCAACAGCAGAAGGCGCUGGAGGCGGCGCUGGCGCGGCAUCCCAAGGGCGGCGCGGGCGACCGCUGGCAGAAGAUCGCGGGUUCCGUGCCCGGCAAGACCAAAGAAGAAUGUAUGCAGCGGUGUAGGUAUCUAUCAGAUCUUGUUCGAAAACAAAAACAGAAAGAAGAGGAAGACCAACAAAAAGAAGAAUCAAAUGAUGUUGAAGAACUACAGAAUGGAAUGGAGGCUUCCUCGUAAAGAUUUUGAGAAGGACAUUUUGAGAGAGGAGGUGUAAUUUAUUUAUAAUUUGAAUUGUACCAGUGAUCAUGCGAGACAGGUGUUUUUAAAAAUAAAGUUGUUACUAAAAUUGA
This is a messenger RNA of Amyelois transitella, 1599 nucleotides long. Its product is annotated as dnaJ homolog subfamily C member 1. NCBI's taxonomy places the organism in Eukaryota, Metazoa, Arthropoda, Insecta, Lepidoptera, Pyralidae. The transcript is spliced from 8 exons. The coding region runs from base 134 to 1486 and encodes 450 amino acids. The record is from RefSeq and is a predicted model, not a curated record. Gene Ontology annotation, cellular component: endomembrane system.